Messenger RNA from Drosophila obscura, 4012 nucleotides. RefSeq names its product hexokinase type 2 (gene Hex-A). Gene Ontology annotation, molecular function: ATP binding; fructokinase activity; mannokinase activity. The transcript has a single exon. The record is from RefSeq and is a predicted model, not a curated record. Gene Ontology annotation, biological process: glycolytic process; intracellular glucose homeostasis; glucose 6-phosphate metabolic process. The coding region runs from base 325 to 1974 and encodes 549 amino acids. NCBI's taxonomy places the organism in Eukaryota, Metazoa, Arthropoda, Insecta, Diptera, Drosophilidae. Gene Ontology annotation, cellular component: mitochondrion; cytosol.
AGCCAGUGGAUUUAACUGUGAACAAACUCUCACAGCAACCGGACGCGUGCAGCGGACAAAAAUAAAACGGACGGAGAGAUCGAGACUCGGAAAGCGGAACAGAAGCAACAUAGAAAAAAAACGAAGGAAAACAAAACUAAACUAAAGCAAAGCAAACCAAAACUCAAAAAGUAACAGAAAAUACAAAAUAAUUGCGUUGCAUUCGCGAAUCGGUUUUGAGUGGAUUUUUUGUUGUAGUCCGUGUGUCUCUUGCGCUGUUAUUUUUUUUGUUGGUGUGGGUGUAGUGAGACGACUGCCAGAACUGUCCGUUAGAGUGCCGAAAAGAUGGACCAGGAGUUGAACGGGGCCAUGCGGAGCGUGUCUAUAAAUAGCAACGGACUGGCGGCCACACCACAUCUGAACGGGCACAGCAAAGACGAGGUGGACAAUGUGCGGCGGUCGGCGGCGGGGGGAGCAUUGAGUGCAUCUGCAUCGGCCGCCGCCAGCGCCAGCGUUAGCAAAGCGACAAAUGCAUCGACAGCCGCUGCAGCGGCCAGAGCAAUCCCAGCGGCGGCAUCGUCCGCAUCCACAGCCACAGAAGCAGCGUCGUUGUCGGGUCUAGCCGGGGCCAGUGAGGCGGAGAAAAAGAAAAUGGUGUACGAGUUAUGUCAGCAGCUUCUGCUCACAGACGAGCAGGUGCAGGAGCUGUGCUACCGCAUCCUGCACGAGAUUCGCCGCGGCCUGGCCAAGGACACGCACCCGAAGGCGAAUGUCAAGUGCUUCGUGACCUACGUGCAGGACCUGCCCAACGGGAACGAGCGCGGCAAGUUCCUAGCCCUUGACCUCGGCGGCACCAACUUCCGGGUGCUGCUGAUCCACCUGCAGGAAAACAACGACUUCCAGAUGGAGUCCCGCAUCUACGCGAUACCCCAGCACAUCAUGAUCGGCUCGGGCACGCAGCUAUUCGAUCACAUCGCCGAGUGCCUCUCCAACUUCAUGGCCGAGCACAAUGUGUAUGCGGAGCGACUGCCUCUCGGCUUCACCUUCUCGUUCCCGCUGCGCCAGUUGGGCCUCACCCGCGGCCUUCUAGAGACAUGGACCAAGGGCUUCAACUGCGCCGGCGUCGUCAACGAGGAUGUGGUGCAGCUGCUGAAGGACGCGAUUGCGCGGCGCGGCGACGUACAGAUCGACGUCUGCGCCAUCCUCAACGACACCACUGGCACCCUGAUGAGCUGCGCCUGGAAGAACCACAACUGCAAAAUCGGUCUUAUUGUCGGCACCGGUUCGAAUGCCUGCUAUGUGGAGCGGGUUGAGGAGGCGGAGAACUUCAAUUCCGAGGGCAACAGCAAGCCCCAUGUGCUCAUCAACACCGAGUGGGGGGCGUUCGGGGACAAUGGCGCCCUCGACUUUGUGCGCACCGAGUUCGAUCAGGACAUCGACAGCCACAGCAUUAAUCCCGGCAAGCAGACCUUCGAGAAGAUGAUCUCCGGCAUGUACAUGGGCGAGCUGGUGCGCCUCGUUCUUGUCAAAAUGACGCGCGCCGGCAUCCUGUUCAAGGGCCAGGACUCCGAGGUGCUAAACACGCGCGGCCUCUUCUUCACCAAGUACGUGAGCGAGAUCGAGGCGGACGAGCCUGGCACCUUCACCAACUGCCGCCUAGUGCUCGAGGAGCUGGGCCUGACCAAUGCCACCGACGGCGACUGUGCCAACGUGCGCUACAUCUGCGAGUGCGUCUCAAAGCGAGCCGCCCACCUCGUCUCUGCCGGCAUUGCAACGCUGAUAAACAAGAUGGACGAGCCCUCUGUGACGGUGGGCGUUGACGGCAGUGUUUACCGCUUCCAUCCCAAGUUCCAUAAUCUGAUGGUCGAGAAGAUCUCGCAGCUGAUCAAGCCCGGCAUCACCUUUGACCUCAUGCUCUCCGAGGAUGGCUCCGGCCGUGGAGCAGCGCUCGUAGCGGCCGUCGCCUGUCGCGAGGAUAUACUCAACAGCAAGUAGGCGAGAUACCGGAGAAAGCGAGAGAGAGAGAGAGAGAGAGCAGUGGUCUAUGCUCCGAAACUGCUGCAUCCGUCGGCAUCAUUGGCAUCCUAGACAUGUCCGGGUCGCCCCCAUAACAACUACAACAACAAGAGCAAGAGCCAGCAGCAAUUUCCGAUUUGCAAAUGAGAAAAUAGUUUCCUUCGUUGCCCGACACAGGGCGCCCUGGGGCUGGGCCUCCGGCCCGUCACUGCCGCCACGUGUCGGCACCUCCCCCAUGACCCAGGGCUGCGGUGCGCGCUUCUUUAGUAUUUUUAAUUAGGCGAAAAGAAAAGAAAAAUACGGUUUUAAACAGAAAAAAACACCGAAAAAAAAAACAUAAAAACAAAAACCAAAAUUAUCUUAUAAUGAUAAUGAAUGCUUACGAUUAUGUUCGUUCUAUCUCCUUCGCUCCAAUUGGAUCGAUUUCCGAUUUUUUUUGUUGAAAAUUUGUUAUAUCUAUUUUACAAAAGAGAAUAUACACACACCCACAUAUAUAUAUUUACAUAUAUGUGAAUAGUACAAUUUGUUAAGAGAAUUUCUUUUCGUUUUCGAGAAAAAAAAAACACAACAUUUGGUAACCCCCUCCCCACCCACACACAAACAUAGAGAAAGAGGGAGAGGGCGAUACUUACGUGUAAGAUGCUGAGAAGAGAACGAACCGUUAUACCACUGUGCUACAAGCAUAUCCUACGGCGCAAGCAGAAUGGGACGAAGAGGACAGGAUGAUGGAAAACCGAAUGAGAAACUGUAAAGUCGCACACUGUUAAAGCAAAAAGAAAAGAAAUGAAAAAAACAACAACAACCAAGAAAGAAAUAGAGGGCAGCAAACAAAAACAAAGGCGAAUUCUGCGACAUACAAAAAAUACUAAAAAAGAGAGAAGAACACCCCACCGAGGUGUCCUUCUCCUGUAAUUGUAAAUGUUUAUAUAGGACCUAUUAUGAAGCGUUAUAUGAUAAUACUUGCAUACACACACACAUAUACAUAUUUAUAUAUAUAUAUAAAUAUACAUAUAUUAUUUAGCCACUAUAUAAUUACGUUAUUUUUUUUUUUUUUAAUAUUGUCUUCGUUUAGUAAAAUUGGUUUCUAAGAUUUAAGAAGGUAAAAACUAAUCAAAAAUAUAUUAUGUUUUUUUUUCGUUCGAUCUAGAAACGCACUUUGUGAGCUAUUAUUUAUGUAAUUGUACAUUUGUGACCUAGUUUAGUGUUUAGUUUUUAUCGUAGUUUCUAAAUGUUGUCGAAAAAGUCCCGCAAUAGCCUCCCAAUUCUACCCACAUAUUAUAUGUACAUACAUACAUACUUAUGUACAUCCCCGUCCCCAGCAACCCACGGAAUCCCUUAACUAUACUUAAUUAUCGUUUGUAAACAAUAGCGGGUGGAUGCGAAAUGCAAAAGAAAGAGAAACAAAAGGCGAAUAAGCAAAAUGAAAAGCAAAUAAAAUUUGUUCCUUAUUCAUGAACUCUUUUUAAAUAAUAAUUUCUUUGUAAUUUGUUUGGUAUUCUUUUCAUUCUUUGUGUGGUAUUUUCUAGUAUUUUGUUAUAGUUUUCGUAUUUUGUAACUAGCAGUUUUGGCGGCUGCUGGCCGGCAUGCUCAGACGACAACAAAAACAAUUCGCAAUCAAAGCAAAACAAAGACACGACUUUUUUUUGUCUAUUUUUAAUAAACAAUGAAAAAUACUAUGAACAUACGUUGAUGAUAUGAUAUAAAAAAUAAAUCAGCAAAUAGAUUGUUUAUAUUUUUCAACAAGAGAUUGUAAAAAAAACGUAGCCCCUGUUAAAAAAAAAAAUUUAAAUCAAUUUAAAUUAUAGUUAUCAAAGGCGAUUACACAAAAAAUACUACGAAAAUACAUAAAACAGACACAUGCUUUGCAACAUGCUGCAAUUGUUGCUGCAAUCAAAAGGAAAGCCAGAUGAAAAGGAACAACUUAGGAAAUGAUAUUAUUAACAAAAGGAAUGUUUGUCAAAAAUGCAGAAAAGGAUUUCGAAGAGCAAGAAAAUAAAAACGAUUGAACCAACAAAAA